CUACAAAACUUUAGCACCUCUAUAUGCAUAUAGGUCGUAGCUAUACAAGCCUAAGUUCCUAUUAAUCCUAAUAGAAUUGACAAUUUCUUUUUUUCUUCUUUAUUGAAUAGAAAAUUAUCUAUUUUCUUCAUGUUUCAAUUUUUUUUUCUAUAAAAAGAAUCUAUUCAAGCUCUCAGUGCUGGAAAUAUCUCUUAGCUCGUCGAUUGACCAUUCCAACACCACGUAUCAACCAUCUUCAACUCUGUUAUAUCUUUUUUUGUAGUACUUUGAACUGGUACAUUGAAUGUAUCAACUGCCUACAUCAACAGAUUCUACCGGAUUAGGCCAUGUCCGAUGAGCGGAGACCGUCGGUGAUUGACGGCCACUUCUCUUCUCCUGCAUUCAAUGCCUCACCGAAAAUCUCUUCUCUUUCUCUUGGUUACUUUGUAACUCCACUUAUUAUUCGGUUCAGGGCCCGUUCUUGGGGUGUGCUGAGUGUGCAAAAGCACAAAGUCCCAUUUUUUUAAUUAUUUUUUUUUGUAUUUGAGAGUCCAAAAUAUUCAAAUAAUUAUAAAAUAGAAUAUAAUUUUUUAAGUGUUAAACAUUUAGGCCAUCAUGCAAAAAAAAAUUGGAAUAUAGCACAGGGCCCAAUCCCCAAUUUAUUCGGGUUAUAAUUUCCUUCUAAAAAUCUAUUGAAAAACUUAAAAAAAAAAAAACAAAUUCUCAUCAUAGCGUCUAGGUCUGGGUGUUCAGGCUAAAUGGUUCGGUUCGGUUUGGAACUACUAAUUUUUGGGUUGUGUGGAUUGGAGAAAACUAUUCCAAAUUAAACCGAACUAGAGUUUGAUUCGGAGGUCCUAAAUUCGAUUCGGUAACACUUUUUUUACAUAAACAAUUUUGGUUUAAUGGGCCAAGAAAGAAGAAGACAAUCUGACACAAGCACAAGUCAUAACACUUAAUGCAAUGUGAAAAAAAUUCAAGAAGUAAAAUAAAACAAAAUCAAGGGAACGAGAUUUACAAUCUAGUGAUCAACUCUCCAAAAAGUUUCUUUUUUUUUUUUUACUCUCUCUCUCGUUGCAAGCAAUAUAUCACAAAAAGAAUCGGCAAUAUAUUAUCAAACGAAAAAAACUGGUCAUGCACCGACUUGAACCCUAAACUAAACUCUAUAAAACUUUCAAUUUUCUUCUCCUUUCUUUCUCUCACUUUCAGGUUCUGACUCGUUUCGAAUUUGAAGAAACAAACCCUAUAUAGAACAACACUGUUACAUUCCAAAGAUGGAAUCAAACGAAGAAUACAUCAAGUUUUUAGGUGAAGGUGCUUACAGUUUUGUUGAUCUCUUCAAGUACACAAAAAGCGACGGCUCUUCGUUUCUCGCCGCCGUAAAAAGCUCCGAUGAAGAAGACUCUCUCCUUACAGAGAUUCGGAUUCUUUCCGAACUCAGAGGAUGUCCGAGAAUCAUACAAUACUUUGGUAACGAUUUGGAAGAGGGUUUUGACUAUAAGGGAAACAGAGUCUACAAGUUGCUUCUUGAGUACGCAACCGAAGGUAGUUUAAGCGAUUUCAUGAAUAAUUACACAGAUAGAAAAUUACCAGACUUGAUGAUAAGAGACUUCACGCGUAUGAUUCUCGAAGGUUUGGUAUCAAUUCAUAGCCACGGUUAUGUUCAUUGUGAUCUCAAGUCAGAUAAUCUCCUUGUCUUCAAGUGUAGAGAUUCUUACGAAUUGAAGAUUUCUGAUUUUGGAAUCUCGUUAGAAGUCGGAGAAAUUCCUGAUCACUGGAAAAUCGAAUACCCUUUUGUUGGAACCCCUAAUUACAUGCCGCCGGAGUCUCUUCAAGACGGUGUUGCCAAGAAAACCCUAGAUUUGUGGUCAUUAGGGUGUUUAGUGUUGGAGAUGUAUGUGGGUAAGAAGCCAUGGCUAGGGUUUAAUCCUGACGAUUUUGUGUCUAUCCUCUCUAAUGGUAAUGCUCCAGAGAUUCCCGAGAGUUUGCCUUGCGAUGCAAGGGAGUUUAUUCAAACGUGUUUCGCAAGGAACCCUAAGGAGAGAGGUACUGCCUCUGAGCUGCUGUCUCAUCGGUUUUUGCGUCGAGGAAAAUGGAAAUCGAAGAUGACUACUCCAUUUAACCGGCUUAAGUUUAAUAAAAUUUUAAAUAAAUUCUUGAGGUUGAAGAAUUUCCUCUGAAACUGUGUGCUGAAUUUACUCUGUUACUCUAGUAGAUCGUUUAUUUUGCAAGUAGAUCAACUUACGUUAUGAUGCAAAUAUAGAUCUCAUCUCUUAAUCUUGUAUGUAAUGACACUAUUAAUAUAGUUUUUCUUUGAAGAA
Messenger RNA from Arabidopsis lyrata subsp. lyrata, 2297 nucleotides. RefSeq names its product mitogen-activated protein kinase kinase kinase 3. NCBI's taxonomy places the organism in Eukaryota, Viridiplantae, Streptophyta, Magnoliopsida, Brassicales, Brassicaceae. Gene Ontology annotation, biological process: protein phosphorylation. The transcript has a single exon. Gene Ontology annotation, molecular function: protein kinase activity; ATP binding. The coding region runs from base 1251 to 2156 and encodes 301 amino acids. The record is from RefSeq and is a predicted model, not a curated record.